CAGUUACAACAAAAUGGCUGCUGGAGCACCGUUAUCAACAAUUUACUGACCGGAGGGGGGGAGAGAGAAAGUGGCUCAACUUUUCCCACCCCCCUCCCUCCUCCUCUGCGCAACCUCCGGCGUUGUUUUAUCUCCGCAGUUGGAUAUUUUCUCCCUUCUAAUUUGCACUUUAAAUUGAUGAGAGAACCCGAGUUUAAAGCUGCCAAAGAGCCUCAGGAAGAAAUUCAAAGUGAGAAAGAACAAGAAACUAAAGAAGAGGACCGUUUGAUGGAAGAAAAGAAAAAGAAAAAACAAGAAGAGAAGAAGAAGAAGGAAGCUGCUCAGAAAAAGGCUGCUGAACAUAAAACCAAAGUGCCAGAAACUACCAAGACCAGUCAAAGCCAGCCACAGCCUGCCAACUCGUCCAACAGCACUUCCACUACCACUAUCACUAACAGCAGUGGAAGCAAUGGCAAGCGAGCUUCUACUAGUUGUCAGCAACAAGCCUUGUCUCGUUACCCACCCCGUGAAGUGCCACCUCGCUUCCGGCAUCAAGAACAGAAGCAGCUAUUGAAGAGAGGGCAGCCACUGCCACCUGGGACUGCCAUCAGCAAUAGUUUAGCUCAAGGUACAGGGCAAGUGGCAGCAAACUCUUCACAACACAGCAUUCAACAAACAUCUGGUGGACCACAGCAACUCCAACAUCUUGGUAAAGGACAGACUGAUCUCAGCCAUAGUGGUUUGGGAACUCAUUAUGAAAAUUCCCAUUGGGGUCAACCCCCCUUUAGAAGUGAACCAAACAGCAUCUGGGAUAAAGUGAUAAUAGACGGAAGUGACAAAGAGGCUUGGCCUUCCAUUUGUGGAAACGAGACUGAAACUGCCUCAGAAUGCACAGACACUGACUCUGCCUCAAACUGUGGCUCUGAUACUAGUAGCAUGGCUACAGGGAGUGCACCAGGCAACUUCAAUGGACAAAAUAAAAAUUGCAAUAACAGUGGUAAUGGGGCACUUGUCCAAAGCAGUUCAAACCAGAGUGCCAUUGGAGGUGGAGCAAAUGGUGGAAAUGGAAAUUCAUCCAGAGUGUGGGCUGUUGCCUCAGGGUCUGCACCUGGUAUAGGCCACUGCUCUGCUACCAGUGGAAGUGGAAAGAUGGAUAGCAUCGUGAGUGUAAAUCCAAACUGUUGGGGCACUUCUACGUCCUCUGCUGGCAUUAAUCUGAAUCUUAAUCCCAAUGCCAAUCCAGCUGCUUGGCCUGUAGUUGGGCAAGAAAUUCAAGGAACUGUAGGAGGAGGAAAUGCUUCAACUGUUUGUAGUUCCAGUAAUUCCAUUGAUCAGAGUCUUGGUAACCCCAAUAAUGGUCCGACAGGUACAUUAAAUACCUGGGGAAAUUUGCUGCAGCAGGAAAGCACAGAAAUACAAACAUCCACUUCACAGAAUGUGUCUUUCAGCAUCCAACCUCAGAACCUUAACACUGAUGGACCAAAUAACACUAACCCCAUAAACUCUUCACCAAACCCUAUCAAUGCAAUGCAAGCAAAUGGACUGCCUAAUGUUUCUGUACCAGGAGGCUGGGCAAUGACUGUAAGCAUGGGUGCAAUAAACCCAUCACAUCUUCAAAACCUUCCUGGUGGUAGUGCAUCACCUGCAGUUUCUCAGCUCAAUGGAGGUAAUAAUGAAGGAAUGAACAAUCCUUCGUGUAACUCUGUGUGGGGAGUGCCACACACUAAUCCUACAGCCACCAAUGGUAACUCUGGAUUUAGUCAGGGGAAUGGAGACACUGUGAAUUCUGCAUUAAGUUUAAGUGCUAAGCAAACGUUAGCAAACAGUUCUAAUAUUGCUGUGGAAAAGGAUGUUGGAAACAAUGCUUGGGACUCUGGUCCCCCUACCAGUCCUGGGGUACUGCCUUGGACGAGGGCUGGUAAUAUUGGGGGCUUGCACUCUGGUCCCAGUAAUAGUGGAGCUUGGGGUAACACAUCAUCCAACAGGAACACCAAUAAUGGUGUAAAUGGAGAAUGGGGAAAACCGUCUAACCAGCAUUCCAGUAAUGAAGCAAAUGGUAACGGAAAAGGAUCGUGUACAUGGGAGGGACUUUGUGUUAACAGCCAAACUCCUGUUUUGCAGCAAAGUAAUGAACAAAUUAACUCUUGGGCAAAACCUUCUGAAUCGUGUACCACUGGUAGUGAGGGAAGUAAUGAAAGUGGUACUAGCCAUCAUGAAGGAAGCACUGGAAGAAACGGAGGAAGACACAAUGGUAGCCGGCGAAAGACUGAUAAAGGGACAAUUGAACAACAAGGGCUGGUCCAGAGUGUUGUAUUAAAGUCUGAUCAUGAUCCUAGAGUUUUAUGUAAUACUGGAUGGGGCCAGACACCAGUGAAACAGAACAUUUCGUGGGAAAUUCAAGAAUCUCCUAGAUCUGAGCGAAAAAGUGACAAUGGAACUGAGGCUUGGGGUUCAGCUGCUGCCCAAUCUUCAAACUCAGGGGGGAGAAGUGAUGGGUCCAGCAUGAAUAGUAGUAAUACCUCUACAGUAUCUGGUUGGGGAAAUCAUCCACCAACACUCAUAUCCAAUAAUACAGGUUGGGGAGACAAAGUAUCCAAUGGCCAAGGGGGAUGGGGAGAUUCUGCAAAUUCUAAUGCUGCUGCUACAGCCAAAAGUGGCCAUGCCUGGAGUGGGGUUCCUAGUCAGGAGGAGAAGCCAUCCGCCUGGGUGGACUCACAGAAGUCUAAGAUGCAGAAUUGGGGAGAAGGGCAGAAAACUAAUCAAGGCUGGGCAUCAGGAGGUGGGAGUGGGGGAGGGGAUUGGACGGAUUCUGCCACAGGACCUUUGGCUGAAGGAAAGAAAAAUGGGUCUAGUUGGGACAGUGAAAAUAAUCGAUCUGCACCUAAUUGGAAUGAGACUACCAGACCACAGAAUAGUGGGUGGAGUAAUGGUACAACCAGCAAGCCAAACCCAAGUACAGGCUGGGGAGAGCCUUUAAAGUCAAAUGUACCACAGAACUGGGGAAAUAAACCUCAGGAUAAUAAUGUUAGCACCUGGGGAGGGGCUGCUUCUGUUAAACAGUCUAAUUCGGGUUGGGUUGGUGGACCUUUGUCUGCAAAACAGAAGGACAAUGAACCCACAGGCUGGGAAGAGCCUUCCCCACCAUCUAUUCGUCGUAAAAUAGAGAUAGACGAUGGUACCUCAGCUUGGGGAGACCCAACCAAUUACAAGAAGGCAGUAAACAUGUGGGAUAGAAACAAUCCUGUGAAUCAAAGCAGUAACAAUACCGUGACUGAACAGCAACCGCCUCCGCCUCAUCAGUCAUCUGCUGCACAAAACCGCUCUCCACUACUUGCUCCAGGUUGGGGAGAAACACUGAGUGUUCCUACAAAGACUGAGAACUCUUGGGGUGAGCCACCUUCUCCAUCAACUUCAGUCGAUAAUGGGACUUCAGCGUGGGGCAAACCUCCCAACGGCAGUUCAGGGUGGGGAGAUAAUACUGUGGAAUCAACGGGGAACUUUGGAAGAGGGAGUGUUCCUGCUACUGCCCCAGCAAUGUGCAAACCAGCUUCUAAAACUAUGCAAGAAGGUUGGGUCAGCAGUGGAGAUGAAGUUGCCCUCAAUAGUAACCAUCAUUCUAACUGGGAAGAAGAUGAGGGAGAGAUGGGAAUGUGGAAUAAUGUAGCUUCUCAGGAGAGCAACUCUUCUUGUAAUUCUUCAGGCUGGACCAAUGCUAGCAAGAAAGUGCAUCAGAAGGGUAUAAAAGCAUCCAGUAAGCAAGAAGAGACUUGGCUUAUGAAUCGCCUGAUAAAACAAUUGACUGAUAUGGGUUUUCCUAGAGAACCAGCAGAAGAGGCUCUGAAAUGUAAUAACCUGAACCUUGAUCAGGCUAUGGGUGCUCUGUUGGAAAAGAAAGUGGAGAUGGACAAACGUGGAAUGGGAAUGUCAGAUUACAAUGGAAUCGUUUCUAAACCACUUGGCUGCCGACCACCUUCUAUCUCCAAAGAGUCUUCCGUGGAUCGCCCCACCUAUUUUGACAAGCUCACCCUAUCUUUCUCCAAUCAGGAUGGCGGCCUAAUGGAAGAGUCCCCUACUUCACCAUUUUUGCCUUCACCAAGCCUGAAGCUCGCCCUUUCAAACAGUGCACACCCUAAUCAGGCCCUUGGUGCCAUUGCCUCGGGGCUGGGCAUGCAAAACUUGAAUUCUUCUAGACAGAGUGGCAAUCUAGGUAUGUUUGGCAAUAGCGGAGCAGCACAAGCCAGGACCAUGCAGCAGCAACAGCAGCCGCCAGUGCAACCUCUUAACUCAUCCCAGCCUAGUCUUCGUGCUCAAGUGCCUCAGUUUCUAUCCCCUCAGGUUCAAGCACAGCUCUUGCAAUUUGCAGCAAAAAACAUGGGUCUCAACCCUGCACUAUUAGCCUCGCCAAUUAAUCCUCAGCAUAUGACUAUGUUAAACCAACUUUAUCAGCUGCAGCUGGCCUACCAGCGUUUACUCUUCCAGCAGCAGAUGUUACAGGCCCAGCGUAAUGUUUCUGGAACCAUUAGACAACAAGAGCAGCAAGUUGCACGUACAAUCAACAACAUGCAGCAGCAGAUCCAACAACACCAGCGGCAGCUGACCCAGGCCUUGCUUAUGAAACAGCAACAACCGCAUCCACCAUUGCACCCAUCUGCAGGCAAAGUAACCAUUGAUAAUCUGAGUCAUCAUCCACCUCCCAGCCUUUCAGACCUGCAGACCAAAGAGCAACAAACGUCACCCAAUUCUUUCCCUGCAUAUUCCUUGGCUGGAUUGAUCCCAAAUAUGAAUGUAAGCAACAUGGAACUAAAUGCUGGUAUAUCCAUGAAGGAUCCGGCUCAAGCCCAAUCUCGAUUGAGGCAGUGGACCCACCCCAACUCUAUUGAAAAUUUAAGCAGCAAUUCCUUAUCGUUGGAGCAGAACCAGACCAAGCAUGGUGCUAUCCCUGGAGGUCUCAAUAUUGGUCCAACAAGCAAGCCCUCCCUUGAGGACUCCUACAGUCCAUAUGAUCUGAUAACCAGCAGUGAGUCACCAGCCAGUCCACCGGUACCAGUCAGUGAUAGCUGGACACGUGCCAAAUCCCCUGCCGAUAAGAUCUCAAAUGGCUCCAACAUUAACUGGCCACCAGAAUUUCGGCCUGGGGAGCCAUGGAAAGGACUUCAGAAUAUUGACCCUGAGACUGACCCUAAUGUUACACCUGGGAGUGUCCCAAGUGGACCUUCCAUCAAUACUACUAUCCGGGAUGUGGAUCGCUAUCUGCUCAGGGACAGGAGUGGAGGGUCAUCCCCAACAUCUCAGAACGCCACGCUGCCUUCAUCUAGUGCCUGGUCCUUCAGUGCCUCUGGCUACACUAGCUCUUUCAGCAGCUCUACAUCUGCACCUAAUCCUGCAGCUAAACUGACAGAUAAAUCUACUUGGUCACCUGGACCUAUUGCUCAAACUCAAGCACCACUAUCACACGAAUUGUGGAAAGUGCCGCUAGGAUCCAAAAACACUAGGCCUCCACCAGGCCUGACAAAUACCAAGCCAUCACCAUCAUGGGGUGUCAGUUCAUUAGGACUUGUCUCAAGUUGGCCAAGCUCUUAUUCCUCCAGUUCUGCUUGGAGCACUGAUAGCAAUGGGAGAAACAACAGCUGGUUGGUUCUGCGAAACCUAACACCACAGAUUGAUGGCUCAACUUUGCGGACUUUAUGCAUGCAGCAUGGUCCACUGAUAACAUUCCAUCUGAACUUGACCCAAGGAAAUGCUGUGGUUCGCUACAGUUCAAAGGAAGAAGCAGCUAAGGCCCAGAAGUCCCUCCACAUGUGCGUUCUGGGAAACACUACUAUCCUCGCUGAAUUUGCCAGUGAUGAAGAAGUUAACCGUUUCUUUGCACAAGGUCAAUCACUCUCUCAGACCUCCAGCUGGCAGUCAAACGCCGGAACAAAUCAGAGCCGACUUGGGUCAAGCACCAACUCUCACGGAUUGGUUCGCAAUGAUCUCGGUCACUGGAAUACUACAAGCUUGAGUGGAAAAGGAACCAAUGACCUCCUGUGGAGUAGUGUCCCUCAAUACUCCAGCAGUUUAUGGGGUCCUCCUAACAAUGAUGACACCAGAGUUAUUGGCAGCCCUACACCUAUAAACACCUUACUCCCUGGUGACCUUCUGAGUGGAGAAUCAAUGUAGGGAAAACUGAUGAUCUUGUGAAGCUAACAAUCAGCACUAAACAACCCAGUUCUGGACAUUGUUUUGGCCCUGGAUCCACAACCUGUGGUUGGAUGAGGGAGUGUGGGCAGGGAAGUAGUUGUGGGAUUUGGAUAGGUGGGGUUUUGGGGCAUGGAAAGUCUACUUUUGCGAGCCUGGGUUUAGUAUGCACAUUACCCUUGCUUUCAUUAUUUUGUUUGAUCCCAAAAACAUAUCAACACAAAUACUUGAAUCAAGCAGGCCAAUAUGAAAUGUGAAAACCGUCUAAUUUACACUUCUGAGGAGUUGUCAUCACAAAUAGGCUCAAACAAAAAAGUUUAUUGUGUGUAUGUGUGAUGGUGCAAAUGUAUGCAUCUCAGUGUGUGGGUGUGUAUGAAAUCAGUGUGUUUUUUGUUUCUUUAUACAGUAUAUGCUUUUAUUUGCUCGUUGGUCAAAUUAUUAGCUUCUAACUUUGCACUGAGUGUCUGCAGCCCCUCCAGCUAAUCUUACAAAGGGGCCAGCAGCAAUUCAUGUGUAAAUGUUUACUCAAGGACACUCUUAACAGUGUGUGCUCUGGAGAUGAUGUGUAUACCUACCUUUAGUGGCUUUUUUGUGGACUAAUGCAAGAGAAUUAUUACAGGAGUAUUGCACCAGUUUUCUUUCAGAGUAUAAAAGUAAAAAAAAAUGCUCUAGUUGAACUGUGGCCAUAGCUACACAAUAGAGUGGACCCAUCCUGCAAGCAGGCAUGGGAAGCACUUAGACUGGAUAUUUUUGUGACUGAUUUAGAGGUGCCUAUGUUUGGUAACCUCCUGUUUACAAACUUUGCAGAACUUAAGAAAAAAAGGAAAAAAUAUGAAAAAAGGACAAUUACUCUUCCAUCAAAACCUAUUUUCAGAAUGAAGAUGUGCUACUUCAGAACUCUGGGAAUGAACAGUGUUGUAUUUUUUUGGCCAUUGUUGUGUAUUUUUUCCUUUGUAAAUUUUUGCUCACUUUCUUGCACACAGUGGAUGAUGUCUCAGGAAGGCCUGAAUUUUCUGGGGAGCUACUCCACGCCAUUUCAUGUAUUUUAACCCAACUUCUAGCACUGAAGAAAAAAAGAAAAUACCUGUUUAUUCUGUAGCAGUUACUUAUUUACCAAAUAAUGGACACAACAAUGUUUGAAGAGUGCUUUAUGAAAUGCUUUAUGUUUUAAAAAGAAAUCAAUGCUUUUGAUUGUGUUAAAGACAAUUGACCAACAUACUGUAAAGUAUGUUGCUGUAUAAACUCUCCUUGUCCCAGCCUGCUUGGAUCAGGUAACUUGUGCAUUAUCUUUGAAUAGGUUUUUAUUGGUUUUAUCAAGCUGUUUUUGGCAACAAAACGCUGGUUUUAAAGUGGAUCAUGAACUAUGCACAAAUGGGUUCAAGACUUUUGUUUUUCCUGAGUUAUAAUAGAGUGUAUUUACCAUUUCUUCUCAAAGGUAUUUUGCAUCUCAUUGCCAUUAUGUAUAUUCCAAGCCGAAAAUAGUCUUGAGUUGUAGAAAAGCCUGACUUUAAAAGUUUUAGGGGGGGUGGGGGGAAGAGGGAGUGAAAGUCUGUGUUUGUUUCAUUUUUGCCUUUGAAUUACAAAUGUUGGUAAUCCAAGAUUUUUUUAAAGAAAGUUGGUGGCUUUUUAAACAAUUUAUUUCCUCAUAGAAUGUGAUUGUAAAAACAAAUGCACAGAAAGUUGUUUUCUUGAACUAUUGGGCUUCUUGAGAACUAUUAAUUGCAGUUUUCCCCUGGGAAUUGAACAAGAUCAUUAAAAGCAUUAUUCGUUUGAAAUGAAGGAUAUUUCUAUUCACUUACACUGAGCAAAUGCUAAAGGCUCAGUGCAUUGUGGUGAAGCUGCUUUUCUGCUCCAUUGUUUACUAUGAAAUUAGCAGAUUACCACGGUGGAUUGCACUAAGUGGAUAUACUUGGUUAAAAGAUGAGGUAACCCCAUCCAGUCGACAAAGAUGUUGCUCUGUCAGAAUGGUUUAGAAACAUUAAAUGUUGAAAACUUAAACCGUGUCAGAAACAAAUCUCCAACAAUACAACAAAAACAUGUAAAUUUUUUUCAAAAUAUAUAAUGCUGUUUUGUGCAUCUUUUGAUGAGAUCCACUAGACUAAUAAGUGAACCAUUCCAUGAGUCUGAUAACCUGGUCUGGCACCAGUGAAAAUGUGUGUGUAUAUUUUGUUGGGAAUGUAAGACCACCCACUGGUUUGUCAGUUGCUGCCUACACAAGAGUGUGAGUACAUGGAAUUAUUUAAUUUGUAAUUACAAAUUAACACCAGCAUUCCAAAUUGGUGUAAUCAGAUUUGAAGUGUAAUUGUAUUCCCCAAUUCUGAGUUAUUAUUGCAAGUCUUAUCUAAGAGAUUUUUUCUGCACCUCUGGGGGGAGGGGGGGAAAUGUGGUGGCAGUUUAUAUCAGAUUUCAGUACACGUUGUGGAAUUUGCCUAUUAUUGAGCUGACGAAUGAAUCUUGGAGGUUUUCUCACAUCUGAACUUGUAUUGAACAAUUAGAUUGCACUGUACAAAUGACAGGCUUUUGUAUAUAAUCUACUAGAGUUCCAAUUCAGUAAUGGAAAUGUUAUGUCAAAGCACUGUUGUAAACUGAAACACAAAACUAGUUUUGGAGCCUAAUAAAAAUGUUCAGUGUGGGGGUUGAGAAAAUAAUGCUGUAGCCCCUUCCCACACAGAGGUUUGUUUUUGUUUUUGAAAAAUGGAACUAGUUUUUAAAAAUCUCUCCAAGCUUUACUUUGAGGUAGCAAAGCACAACUAGCCACAUUGAAUGCAAAACAAAAACAAAAUUUUUAAAGCGCAAGGAUUUUUCAGGUGAAACGUUGAGAUAUGAUGCAUUUGAAAUUAAAGCUUGAUUUGGAUUAACCAUCAUAAAUAAAGACGUUUUGACCAUUUGUUUACUUCCCUUUCCCAUAAGCCUUUAACAAGGGGCAGAACUGACAUAAGCCCAAGUAUUGAAAGAUUUGUGGCAAGCCUUGUGCACAUGUAUUGUUCAUCAGAUAUUCAUCCAAAUCAAGUUUUCACCUUGUAAUGUUUAAAACACAUUUUUGUUUUUGCUGUUACAAUAUGUAUUACUGAGUCAACAAUGAAUAAAAGAUUAUGCCUCCA
Molecule: messenger RNA, 9257 nt
Organism: Hypanus sabinus (Atlantic stingray)
Lineage: Eukaryota; Metazoa; Chordata; Chondrichthyes; Myliobatiformes; Dasyatidae
Gene: tnrc6c1
Product: trinucleotide repeat containing adaptor 6C1
Exons: 24
Coding region: 178-6138 (1986 amino acids)
Biological process (GO): miRNA-mediated post-transcriptional gene silencing; positive regulation of nuclear-transcribed mRNA poly(A) tail shortening
Cellular component (GO): P-body; nucleoplasm
Molecular function (GO): protein binding; RNA binding
Source: RefSeq, a predicted model, not a curated record